UCUGUUGCUGUGUUUAAUCCUCAUCCGCUGCAGCACUGAGCAGCGGAAUGCGUGGAGGGAAGCUUUUCAAACGUACCCUUAAACGAUUUCUUUAAUACAAUCAAUUAUUUCGUUUGUUUUAAUCUGCUGCUGAUAUUUACCCGAUUUUGAACUGAUAUUUGAAUUGCACCAUGAACAGUUUGUGGGGACCACCCGAUCUCGAACCUUUGGAAUGGUGGGCAACACGCAGUCGAGGAAUGGAGAGCUUCUAAAAGCAGAUGGAGUUCGGGAUUUAUUGCAAAAUACGGGAAAGAUGACUGUCUUUUCAUUGUGUCUCCUCUUGUUCGCACAUCUACUUGAUUUAUCCGUGGGAUAUUUGACCGUCACCAUCGAACCCCUCCCAGCUGUUGUCGUUGGAGACACAGUGACGUUGAAGUGCAACUUCAAGACUGACGGCAGAUUGCGAGAGAUUGUCUGGUUUCGGGUUACAGAGGGGGGUACCAUUAAGCAGAAGAUCUUCACUUACGAUGCCAUGUUCAAUACCAAUUACUCCCACAUGGAGGACUAUCGAAGACGUGAAGACCUGGUUUACCAAUCAACAGUCCGGCUGCCUGAGGUACGAAUUGCAGACAAUGGCCCAUAUGAGUGCCACGUGGGCAUCUACGACCGGGCCACAAGAGAGAAGGUGGUGCUGGCAUCAGGAAGCGUCUUUCUCGAUGUGAUGGCGCCCCCUCUGUCCAUUUCUGUGGUUGCAGCAGACACUCCAGCACCAUUCAGCCGGUAUCGGGCCCAGAAUUUCACCCUGAUGUGCAUCGUCUCUGGAGGAAAGCCGGCCCCAGUGGUAUACUUCAAGCGGGACGGGGAGGUGAUUGAGGUGAUCCCCUACAGCCAGGGCGGGGGUGAGGGCGGGAGUUUGGCUGGGGUUAGGGGCCCCAGGCCGCUGAUCAGCCGUGACCUGGACGACACCAAGCUGCGGAAGUCUCUGUCCCUCCUGGAUGUGGACGGCAAGCCGGCCCGGCUGUACACAGAGAGCCCUGCCCGCGGCUACACGGCCAGGUUGGAGCCCAGCCCCGCCACCGAGACCAUCCCGGAGACGGUGGUGAGCCGCGAGUUCCCACGCUGGGUGCAGAGCAGCGACCCGCUCUACUACUUCCACAACACGCUCGUCCCACUGAAGAACGGCACCUCCGAGGUGCGGGCCAUGCUCACCUGGACUCUCAACCCCCAGCUGGACAACGACGCCCUGUUUAGUUGCGAGGUCAAGCACCCCGCACUCUCCAUGCCCAUGCAAGCCGAGGUCACGCUGGCGGCCCCCAAAGGCCCCAGGCUCUCCAUGACCCCCACCAGAGCAAAGGUAGGGGACACAGUUCGCAUCACCGUCCAAGGCUUCCAGGUAGGAGCAGUUGGGAACGAGGUAUUUCCUGAGCCCCUCUUCACCUGGACCCGGGUCGGGGGUCGCCUGCUGGAUGGAAGCGCAGAGCGGGACGGGAAGGAGCUAGUGCUGGAGAGGGUGCCAGCUGAGCUCAAUGGAUCCAUGUACCGCUGCACGGCCCAGAAUCCUCUGGGCUCCACGGACACUCACACGCGGCUCAUCGUCUUUGAAAACCCUAGCAUGAGGAAAGGUGCACAGAGUCAAAUCAAUGCAGCAUCCUGUAACGGCAUUAGAGGACUGACAGUGAUGGCGAUGAUCCUCACAGUGACUCUAGAGGUGACGUGAGCUCCAAAGGUGGCGGAGCACUCCCAGGCCUUUUUCAGACGCCCGCCAGCCCCUCUGUCUGUCCGUCCGUCUGUCUGUCUGCCGGGACGCAGCACGAACCCCAGAGAGCCCUCCACUUCCUGAUUUUUUUUUUUUUUUUUUUGUAAAAU
Messenger RNA from Megalops cyprinoides (Indo-Pacific tarpon), 1845 nucleotides. Its product is annotated as immunoglobulin superfamily member 21-like. Bases 212 to 1696 code for a protein of 494 amino acids. Gene Ontology annotation, biological process: homophilic cell-cell adhesion; heterophilic cell-cell adhesion. The transcript is spliced from 10 exons. NCBI's taxonomy places the organism in Eukaryota, Metazoa, Chordata, Actinopteri, Elopiformes, Megalopidae. Gene Ontology annotation, cellular component: adherens junction. The record is from RefSeq and is a predicted model, not a curated record.